AUGCCACCCAGCAAUAUGAUCUGGCAUUGUGUAGCACGAAUCCCGCUUUCUAGCAGCCCACAAAAUAGCACCAUGCCACCCCCUUCUGACAGCUGGCACUGCACAAAAUAUUUGGAGCAUAUACCAAGUGCUAGCGAGCAAUUUUGGAAAAAGUUCAUCAUUAUAAUGGCGUGGACGAUCAUAGGACUUACUAUUAUUGUUUCAUUCAUCACCAUCGUAGCCUUGAUAGCCAAGUUUAUCCAUGAUCGCAAGGAGAAUCAUGAAUGGGAGAACAAUGUAAAGACAAAAUUUAAGAAGUUGUUGACAGAGAAGGAAAGACAAGAGAAUAAAAUCAAGGCAGAAUGCCAGUCAUUGUUGACUAAGAAUUCUGGUUAA
Molecule: messenger RNA, 375 nt
Organism: Botrytis fragariae
Lineage: Eukaryota; Fungi; Ascomycota; Leotiomycetes; Helotiales; Sclerotiniaceae
Exons: 1
Coding region: 1-375 (124 amino acids)
Source: RefSeq, a predicted model, not a curated record